Molecule: messenger RNA, 1713 nt
Organism: Recurvomyces mirabilis
Lineage: Eukaryota; Fungi; Ascomycota; Dothideomycetes; Mycosphaerellales; Teratosphaeriaceae
Exons: 2
Coding region: 1-1713 (570 amino acids)
Source: RefSeq, a predicted model, not a curated record
AUGGCGAAUGAGACGGCGUUGCGAGGUGGUUGCGUGGCGCCCUUUUACGAUGUCUCUGCUUUUCCACAGGAUGGUGGCUUCUCGGUCAUGAUGAUAGCACUGGGCUUCACCAUACCGCUCGCGGCGCAACCGGAACAAUGCUAUGACCAGAUCACACCAAACGACAUGUACUCUUCGACCGAGUGUGCGUGGAGCGGAGCAUUCAUCGUAGCUGGUGGGCUUUCCGCAACCAUGUGGAUCUUCAUUCGAGCACUAUCGAUGAACCUACAGAUCUGUUUCGAUAUCGUCCCCGGAAAGAAGUUCUUCUACAUUUCGCAGGCGCUGGGCUGGGGCAUACCAGCAGUACUUUUCACGGCCACAAUGACCGUGACGGGCGUGAGCUUUCGAUUCGGCUCUGCUUGUCACGUCAACCACGAGACCUCAAUGCAGGAUUUUUGGGGACCUUUGUUGGGCUUCGCCGGUGCGGCUGGUAUACUGCAGCUUGCGACUUUCGGAUACUGCAUCAAUGUGUACCUCAAGAAUCUGUGGCGCGACCAAGCGCAAGGUUCCACCCACGGAUCAAGCUCUGGGCUUCCAUCCUUCAAUGGCAGCGUACGCACACAGACCGCGCGAGCUGUUUAUCAGCGUCUCAAGAAAGUACUUUGGUUACAAUGGCGAGGUAUCUGCAUCGUCACUAUCAUUUUGGUCGAUGUAGUCUUCUUCUCGAUCGUCUUCGUGGAUUUGGACAGCCUGCAGGCUCAGCUCACGCAUGACUUCGCCAAGGUCGAGCCCUGGCUAGAGUGCCUAGCAUUCAGCCCGACAGAUAAGGAACCGUGCUUACAUUUGGUCAGCGACUGGCUGGUUAACGAGCCUACAGUCAUCGCCGUCCUGCUCCUGCUAUCUUUGACGGGACUCCAGGUCUUCCUAUUCUUGAUCCGUCCAUCGGUCAUCACAGGAUGGGGCGAGUUCAUACGCAACAAGUUCUCUGGUGAAAGGCAGGAAUUUGUCAGUCUUGAUGCCCGACAAGACAACAUGCGAGCAACGCCACAGCCUGGAGCCGAAGCGCCGAAAUACGACCACGUCCGUGGCCACCAAAGUACAGUCUUCGAGAUGCAGAAGCCUCAACUGAAGGCAUUGAACAUAGAUCUGGGCUCGAAGUCACCCUCGACUGUUUUAUCGAGCCCCGAUGAAUCAUAUCGGAGUCCACUGAAGUAUGGCGAGAGUACUACCAACGUAAAUGAGGGACGAAGCAUAUCGCCGCCACUCGGAGGCUAUGUAAAGGGAGUGAUGCCGCCAGAAUACUUCGGGAGUGUGACACCGGAUGUCUCGCAAGCCUUCAAUGCUCCGUCGCCACCUCCGGUCUCAUACCAGGGCGCUAGUGUACAACAAAAACAACCGCAGGACUACUUCGAACAGCAUCAAAGAAGAGGGUAUCAUCGCCAAACGUCUACCGAAUCUGUAGGAUACCAGAACAGAGGUGACGGGUUCACACCAGCUUCGACAACGCACCAGCGGGCUACUAGCCAGGACAGGCAGUAUAAUGCGCCGACGAAUUCGUUCUCGGGACCAAAGACGCCUUCGCGGCAGUCGAGUACGAGAUCGACGCUGUACGAACGAGAUACAAGGGAGAUGUAUAGUAGAGGCGGUCUGGCAUUGAAUCCUCCGUCGGAGAUUGGCGAGUCGGAAGAAGAUCUUUCGCUCGAACGACGACCUUUGAGCAUGCCUCGAUCAUGA